Cygnus atratus (black swan) is the source of this 3000-nucleotide messenger RNA. RefSeq names its product succinyl-CoA:glutarate-CoA transferase (gene SUGCT). NCBI's taxonomy places the organism in Eukaryota, Metazoa, Chordata, Aves, Anseriformes, Anatidae. The coding region runs from base 93 to 1517 and encodes 474 amino acids. The record is from RefSeq and is a predicted model, not a curated record. Gene Ontology annotation, molecular function: catalytic activity. The transcript is spliced from 15 exons.
AAAGGUGAGUGGUGCCGAUGCGCCUGCGCAUUGCGGCGGAGCGCACCACUUUUUGCGCUGCUAUUUGGAGCCGUCGUUAAGGCGCCGCGGGGAUGCUGAGCGCCGCGCUGGGAGGACGGAGCGGCGGCGGCGGCGGGGGGCUGUGGAGGAGCCUGCGCCGCACCGGCGGAGCCUGCUCGCCGCGCUGCCAGGGAGCUCCGAGCGCCGCCUCGCCGGCACCCCCCGCGGCAGGUGCCAGGAGCAUGGCUUCCAGCAGCUCCCUGCUAUUCCCGCAGGACAACAACCCCGGGCCGCGACCAAGUGCUAGUAAUGUAAAGCCACUGGAUGGCGUGAAAAUUCUUGACUUAACAAGGGUGCUUGCAGGGCCCUUUGCUACAAUGAAUUUAGGAGAUCUAGGGGCCGAAGUCAUCAAAGUGGAAAGGCCAGGAGCUGGUGAUGACACAAGAGCUUGGGGCCCACCUUUUGUUGGAACAGAAAGUGUUUAUUUUCUCAGUGUCAAUAGAAAUAAAAAGAGCAUAGCUAUCAAUAUGAAGGAUUCAAGAGGAGCAAAAAUAAUCAGGGAGCUUGCAGCUGUGUCUGAUGUUUUUGUGGAAAACUACAUCCCUGGGAAACUGGCUGAAAUUGGUCUAGGUUAUGAAGACAUUAAAAAGAUUGCUCCUCACAUAGUGUACUGUUCAAUAACAGGUUAUGGUCAGACUGGUCCAAUGGUUCAGAGAGGUGGAUAUGACUCAAUUGCAGCUGCUGUUUCUGGUCUCAUGCAUAUCACAGGGCAUGAGGAGGGUGAGCCAGUUAGAGUAGGAGUAGCCAUGACAGAUCUUGCUACUGGGUUGUAUACAUGCGGAGCAAUUAUGGCUGGUUUGCUUCAGAGGUAUAAGACGGGGAAAGGACUGCACAUUGACUGUAAUCUCAUGUCAUCUCAGGUUGCAUGUCUUACUCAUGUAGCAGCUAAUUAUCUUAAUUGCAAAAUUGAAGGAAAACGCUGGGGUACAGCACAUGGGAGUAUUGUUCCAUAUCAGGCUUUUAAGACCAAGGAUGGCUACAUUGUGGUGGGAGCUGGAAACGAUCAGCAGUUUGUCACUGUGUGCAAGAUCCUGAAUCUGCCUGAAGUUAGUAAGGAUUCCAGAUACAAAACUAAUACACUCAGAGUCCAGAACAGAAAAGAACUUAUUGACAUAUUGUCAACUCGGUUUUUGGAAAAAACAACAGUCAAGUGGUUGCAGCUCUUUGAAGGAAGUGGAGUUCCAUAUGGUCCGAUCAACAAUAUGCAGCAGGUAUUCUCGGAUCCACAGGUGCUGCACAAUGGACUUAUGAUGGAAAUGAAUCAUCCAACAGCUGGGAGGAUAGUUGUUCCAGGACCAGGUGUCAGAUACAGUGAAUUUGCUGUGUCGCAUCCCAGACCACCUCCACUUGUUGGACAGCAUACGGUGGAGAUACUGAAGGGCAUGCUGAAGUAUGAGGAUGAUGCCAUAGAAGAACUGCUCCACACUGGUGUUGUGGCUCAGCAUGAGGUCAGAUAAGGAACAUUAGCUACAUUCCUUCACACUGAGUUCACAUAGCUUUGUCCUCUCUUUGCUCCCUUCAGCUCCCCUAAUGGGACUCAAAGAGAAGACAUAAUUUAAUUCCUAAUUUUCUUCCAUGUGUAUUUGUAUGAUUUUAACACUGAUGUAUCAAAUAAACAAUCUCAUACUGUCUGACUGAAAGAUUUUCUUGGGGGGUAGGGGUAAAUGUAAUUAUAUGGUCCUGUGUGGCUACUCAUUUUCAGUACAUCGUAUGGGAAAUGGAGUUCUUAUCACAAUUACAGUAAUUGCCUAAAUGUUUGUCCCCAGAAAGACAUCAUGUUAGUGAAAAGAAGCAGAACCUUAGAAAUCUGUGUACUAAACUCUCCAUUUGUAGAAAGCUGGCUUGCACAGUUACUUUAGGAGAAAAUCAGCCAUGUACAAAUUGGUGGUUGAUCUGAAUGAUUUUGAACAGAAUCAUUGGUUAUGAACUCUUUGUUCAUCUCUAUUUCAAAUCAAGGGUAGAGUAACCAUUGCAAAGCUCACUUCAGUUCUCUGGUAUUACCAAUUACUGGUAUGUCUUUAUAUUACAUUGUAUGGUCAUGACAAUCCCAGCAUGUUAGCAGAAAUAAGCUGGAAUUGGCAGAGUUCUUCAGUUAUGAAAUGAACCUAUUCCAAGACCAGUUGAGAGAUGAACUAUGAUUGAAUAGUCUUUUGUAAUUUUAUUCAAGAAUGCCCUGGGUGCUGUUAAUUAAACAUUGAUCCACACAAAACCACAUGCUGAAUGUCAAAUACCAGAACUUGCCCAAGAUUUAAAUCUGGUUCUGUGGGUAGGUACUGAUCCCUAUCUCUGACUCUAAUUCCCAACCAAAAUACCUUUCACUCUGAAGAAAAUAUAGUUAAAAUACAAAUCUCUGCAAAGCUUUUGACUUGGUCCCACCCCCAUGAUUAAAGCAUGGUCAGAGUUGACAAACCUACCUCGAAGUUAGUAACGUCAUAUCCUGUAGAAGGGUUGCACUUAACAGUAAGGCACCACAUAUUGUGAGAAGGUGGAAGAAUUUGAUCCAUGAAGAGUAGUAAGGAAAAUACCCCUUUCCCCUGAACAAACCAAUCUGGCAGUACUUCACUCACAGAAGAAAUGCCAUGCUCCUCUAUCCCAGCAUAUAAUUUACAGCUAAUGUAAACUGUGUAUGGGAAGGGCUUAACCUUUGUUGUAUGCACCCCAGGAGAGAGGCAAAGCCUUCCUAUUUCUAGAACUAAAUAAAACUAACUCAAAUUGAUGCUCAACAAAUCAUGUCUGUAUUUUUCCCAAAGUAUCACAAAGUCCGGGCAUUAUAACUAGCUUGUCACUUUGUUUUCACUCUAACAAGCAACAUCCUCUGCACUAUAUCUGAACUUCACAACUCUGUAUUACCUUCUGGUGGAAGAAAAGAGGUUAUUAUGUUAUGAAAUUGAAGUGGAAGCCUAUGUGGUGGUUGCUUAUUUUUGAAGCCCAGUGUGUUAU